Messenger RNA from Sinocyclocheilus rhinocerous, 1281 nucleotides. RefSeq names its product FXYD domain containing ion transport regulator 6 like (gene fxyd6l). The record is from RefSeq and is a predicted model, not a curated record. Gene Ontology annotation, biological process: regulation of sodium ion transmembrane transporter activity. Gene Ontology annotation, cellular component: membrane. The transcript is spliced from 9 exons. Bases 428 to 706 code for a protein of 92 amino acids. Lineage: Eukaryota; Metazoa; Chordata; Actinopteri; Cypriniformes; Cyprinidae. Gene Ontology annotation, molecular function: sodium channel regulator activity.
AAAACAGCGCGAGGCGAACCUCAAGGGAUUGCACCCUGAAUAUUUCCUAAAGAAAUUCCUUUAAAGGUCGAUUGCUUGCCUGCCUCCACCUUCUGGGUCAGAGGUCUACGGUAUAAAGCAAACUAGCAAAGCUGAGCUGGGGAGGAGUCGAGUUCCGCUACACAGGCGCGCGUUCGAACAUCAGAACAUAUUUGCAUGUAGACUACGUGUAUCAUGUCUACAACUAUGACUACGAGCAGCUCACAGUUUAAGGAAUAGCGCUUUUUGAACUCGAAUAAGAAGAUAUUAGACUUUGCAAUCACCAUUUCACUAAUUCUACAGAUUUUUUGUAUAAUAUACUGUGUCGUCGAGAGAUUGCUUCUGAUUUGCCCCAGGGAUUCAAUAAAACCGGAUUCUUUGUGGUGUUAAGCAGUAUCAAACUGACACGAUGGAACUUUGUGUAGCUGCAGUGCUUUUGUCCUACUUCGCUCCAGCUUUGGGAUCAGCUUUUGGCAGGGAAAUGCCAGCUUCCCAAAUGGAUGAAAUUCAUGAGUACGACAAGCCAUUUCAUUAUGAUUAUGAAUCUCUGAGGAUCGGUGGUAUGAUCUUUGCUGUGAUCCUCUUCUUGAUGGGGAUCUUCCUCAUUGUCAGUCGGAAAUGCCGCUGCAAAGGGAACAAGUCAAAGCCAGUGGGUCUUGACCCAGAGGCAGCCAGAGGUGCAAAAUAAAGCAAGCCGAGGGAACAGAGAAAAAGGUGACACUGCCUCUGCUUUUGGAUUCGUCGUGAUGUUCUAUAGCCUAAAUGUUUAAGACUGUGUAUCUCUGCUGUUUUUGGUUCCUUUUUGACAGAAAGCAUGGCUUCUUAAGGAGAAAUCUUAAUCAGAACUUUGACCAUUUGGAAGAAGAAAAAGUCACUUGACGAUUUAGUUCUAGUGUUCACAAUUUUAAAAAUUGUAGGUCUUUAAAUACACAAGACUAUAUGAGUGUUCCUUUUUAAAAUGUGAGGUUUUAAAAGCAUUGUUUAAAUAAAACCAUUGAUUCUCAGCUAGAACUACUUUGCCAUAAUGUUUAUCUUAAACAGCUGAUACCUUUGAGAUUUUCCUACUUUUUGUCAUGUACUUUUCAGUCUCACAAUGAAGUUUAUGAAAUACAUAGUGUAGUAUGUGUUAAGUGCUCAGUAGCUAAAAGAAAAAAGCAGGCAUUUUAUAUAUUUUGUAAAUUGUCCAUACAGUUUUGUCACGUUGCAGAAGUAACAAAUCUAAUUGUGCACUGUAGUUGAAAAAUAAAGUGAUUUUCAUUUUAA